AUGUCUGGUUUGGGCAAACGCUUUAUCACUGAGAAGGACGCCGAAGCCAGAAAAAAGGCUCAAGAAGCUGAAGGAGUCGUAGAAGAACCUUACGAUGCACGUUCCCUCUACGAUCGACUUCAGAUCGAAAAGGACCGUAAACAAGAAGAGUAUGAGGCCCAGUCUGCCUUGAAAAAUCGCAUCCAUCGAUUGGACAAGGAGGAAGUGGAGUAUCUGCAAUCGCUGGCGAUGAAACAACAAAAAGAACAGAUGCACAAUGAGGAGGAGGUUGCGGCGCUGGUGCGGGAGGCACAGAUAUCCUUUUCCUGUGGUUGA
Dicrocoelium dendriticum is the source of this 315-nucleotide messenger RNA. The record is from the annotation of a GenBank genome assembly. NCBI's taxonomy places the organism in Eukaryota, Metazoa, Platyhelminthes, Trematoda, Plagiorchiida, Dicrocoeliidae.